AGGAACAAUUAAACAUGUCCUCCAGCUCCUCGCAACCCAAAGCAAGCCCAUGCUUCAAUUAUCAAUCACCAAUACAAAAUAACACAGGAAAAAAGGAUGGAUAUUUGAUCUUACCAAACUUUAGCACAGAGACUGGCCCAAUCAAUCAAAAGCUGGCCAUCAUAAAGAACUCAGAAUGUCCAGAGCUACUCAAAGUAGCAGGCCAUACAAGCAAAGAGGAAGAUCAGGCGGCCCAUUGCCAUGAGAUGUUUUUCAAUCAGCCAUACUAUAUUGCAUCAGGACCCAAAGACGAUGAUCCUGUCUUUACAGCGCAGUUUUUCGGAGAGAAAGAUAUCAAGAACAUCCCACUCGCGUACAAAGCCAUGAGGGAGGCUCGCGAGAUAACUCACCGAAAGAGCACAGAUCGAAAUUCCCAAAACGAUGUAUCGGAGUUCGAGCAGCGAAUGAUUGGUGGUUCUAAAAAGAAGGUUCUUGAUAGAAGGGCAUAUGUCCAAGGCUUCACUAUUACACAGCAGCAGGAUGCGAUUUGUGCCGCUCAGUUAAACGCAGCCAUAAUUGCAAAUUCUGAGUCGAUUGGGAGGCUAAACCAGCUUGUCGCAAUAGCUGCUGGCCAUUUGCUAGCAAAUUGCGCGCCAAAAGAAGUUUUGGACCAUCUUGCCAAGCAGGCAGAAUCUGCUGUCCCUGUCACAUUUGGACACGAAGAUAACAAAUUCUUCUCAACUGUUCAAUACAAUUAUUCGGGUGUAGAAAUAGAGUCUUUAGAAGUGAGCCUUGGUAAUUUUGGCGCCCUACAUAUCGAUGGACAUGACGACCCAACACUAUGGACUGUGCUAUUAGUAUUAUCAAAUAUACCGGAGAGCUACUGGCCUGGCCGGACUUUCGUAUCUUCGCUUCGAAUAUAUGCGACAAUGGGGCCAAUGACUGCAUUGGUAUUUAAGGCGGUUCAUCCCCAUAUUAGUUUGGGUCCAAUCCCCAUGGGCAAAUCUGAGCGUCCGCGAUUAGUGGCUGUGUGCUACCCCAAGGAAAAAGUCAUGCGCGAAACUCCCACUCUAAUCCGUCGCUCAACACCAUUAAUCCUUCAAACAAUCAAAGGGCUUCGCAGCAGUCUACCAGAAGCACAUCCAAUAGCAAUUGCGGCUUUUGGAACUCGCAGGAAUCAGAUGGAAUUUUUGGCAAGGUUAGAAGCUCACGAUAAGACUAAGAUACAUCGCAUUAAUCCAUCUUUGAAGAUGCCCACGGCAGACUUGUUUGUGCAGCUGUGGAGCUGGGAGGAGAAUGGCGUCACCAUGACACCAAGAGUUUCUCGCAUCCAGGCUGUUUUAGAUGGUGACGGGGAGACGAGAAAGUGGUAUAUGGAUUACUCGAAGAAGUGCGUGUCUAUUUUGUCAAUGAGGUGGUUUGAUGGCAAGAAAAAAACAGAAACUAAUUGGGUAUCUAUCGAAAAUAUCGGGUCGACAUUUGCUCAUUUAGAUAUCCUCACCUCAUCCACUGCUACGCCUCUUGAAGAGUUCAACAAGUGGUCCAAGAAGACCAAUAGCCUUCCAGUAAUCAAGCGAAACUAUGGCAAGCUGCCCUACCUAUGUCCCUGCUGCGAAUUGAGGUUUGCUACCAAACAAAGGCUUCAGAAUCAUCACAAUCUUGCACACAAGUCCACACUUGAGUGGCAAAUGCCCCAGCCAUCAGUUGAUCCAGCCUACCAAAAGGGUAACGGCGAGUUUGAUGAAGAAGGGGAGAAAGUAGGAGAAGAACAACUUGCGGAAGAGACUAGUUCAAAUGACGAGAAAUCUUCGGAGGAAGAGGAACCUGGUGUUAAAAAGAGAAAGAGAUGAAGCUUUGAGGAAAGAUAAAGUUUUCGGCCUUAAACGACGGCGGAUUGACAGUAGGAGUGGCAUUCUGGUUUUGAAUCAAACGAGAAACA
Botrytis cinerea B05.10 is the source of this 1918-nucleotide messenger RNA. RefSeq lists its product as hypothetical. Bases 15 to 1829 code for a protein of 604 amino acids. Lineage: Eukaryota; Fungi; Ascomycota; Leotiomycetes; Helotiales; Sclerotiniaceae. The record is from RefSeq and is a predicted model, not a curated record. The transcript is spliced from 3 exons.